UAUAUGGGUGGUGGUGCGGAAGCACACGCUCGAUUCAAGCAAUAUGAGUAUAGAGCAAACUCGAGUCUUGUUGUCACGACGGUUUCUCGCCCACGUGAUACUCACGAGCCCACUGGCGAGCCUGAAUCUCUCUGGGGUAAGAUUGACCCCAGAAGCUUUGGUGACCGUUCUUACAGGGGCAGACCCCCCGAGUUAGAUGAGAAAUUAAAGAAAUCUAAGAAGAAGAAGGAGCGUGAUCUGCUUGCUGAACCUGUUCCUCGACAGAGCAAGAGAUUUGGUCUUUGUCAAGAGAGCGUUCUUACUUCCUCUGAGGAAGGGCUUUACCAGCCCACGACCGAGGAAACCAGAGAUGCCUAUGAGCAUAUGCUCAGUGUCAUUCAACAACAGUUGGGUGGUCAGCCUCUUGAUAUUGUUAGUGCGGCUGCUGACGAGAUUUUGGCUGUUCUUAAGAAUGACACUGUUCAAAACCCUGAUAAGAAGAUGGAUAUUGAGAAGUCGUUGAACCCUAUACCAAAUCAUAUCUUUGAUCAGUUUGUUUCCAUUGGAAGGCUUAUUACUGAUUAUCAAGAUGGGAGUGAUGCUGGGGCCUCCACUGCUAAUGGUGAUGAGGCACUUGAUGACAAUAAUAGCUAUGAGGCACUCAAUAACAAUAUGGGCGUGGCUGUUGAAUUUGAAGAGAAUGAUGAUGAAGAGGAAGAGAGUGAUCUGGAUAUGGUUCAGGAGGGUGAAGAGGAUGAUGAUGAUGUGGAUGAGCCCAAUGGUUCUGCGGCUAUGCAAAUGGGUGGUGGCAUCGAUGAUGAUGAUUCACAGGACGCGAAUGAGGGCAUGAGUCUUAAUGUCCAGGGUAUAGAUGCUUAUUGGCUUCAAAGGAGAAUCUCUCAAGCUUAUGAGCAACAAAUUGACCCACAGCAGUGUCUGAAGCUUGCAGAAGAGGUUCUAAAGAUACUUGCUGAGGGAGAUGAUCGGGAAGUUGAGACUAAUCUGUGGGUGCAUCUUCAGUUUGAGAAAUUCAGUCUCAUUAAGUUUUUAUUGCAUAACCGUCUGAAGAUUGUGUGGUGUACUCGUUUGGCAAGGUCCAAAGACCAAGAAGAGAGGAAGAAGAUUGAGGAGGAAAUGAGGGGUUUGGGUCCUGAUUUGGUUGCAAUUUUGGAGCAGUUGCAUGCAACGAGGGCAACUGCCAAGGAAAGGCUGAAGAAUCUGGAGAAGAGUAUUAGAGAAGAGGCUUGCAGGCUGAAGGAUGGGAGUGGUGGAGAUGGUAACAGGGAUAGGAGGGCUCUUGUUGAUAGAGAUGCAGAUGGUGGCUGGUCGCGGGGUCAGCGCCAGUUACUUGAUCUAGACAGCCUUGCUUUUGAACAGGGUGAUCUUUUGAUGGCAAAUAGAAAGUGUCAUCUUCCUACGGGGUCUUAUAGACAUCUUAGCCAGGGAUAUGAAGAAGUUCAUGUGCCAGCAUUGAAACCAAAUCCACUGGAUCCCAAUGAGAAGCUGAUAAAGAUCACUGAAAUGCCAGAGUGGGCACAUCCAGCUUUCAGAGGAAUGACUCAGUUGAACAGGGUGCAGAGUAGAGUGUAUGAGACUGCCCUUUUUUCAGCAGAUAAUAUACUGUUGUGUGCUCCUACCGGGGCUGGGAAAACUAAUGUUGCCGUGCUUACCAUACUUCAGCAGUUAGCAUUGAAUCAGAACCCAGAUGGUUCAUUCAACCAUAGCAACUAUAAGAUUGUCUAUGUGGCACCGAUGAAAGCUCUUGUUGCUGAAGUCGUCGGUAAUCUUUCUAAUCGUUUGCAGGUAUAUGAUGUCAAGGUGAGGGAGCUAAGCGGAGACCAGACACUGACGCACCAACAAAUUGAAGAAACACAAAUAAUUGUGACCACUCCUGAGAAGUGGGAUAUCAUUAAGAAAUCAGGGGAUCGGACCUACACGCAGCUUGUGAAACUGCUUGUUAUUGAUGAAAUUCAUUUGCUUCAUCAGAAUAGAGGGCCGGUGCUUGAAAGUAUUGUUGCUAGGACUAUUAGGCAAAUUGAAACUACAAAAGAGCAUAUUCGGUUGGUUGGGUUGUCAGCUGCACUUCCCAAUUAUGAAGAUGUGGUGUUAUUUUUACGAGUGGAUUUGGGAAAAGGGUUGUUCCACUUCGAUAAUAGCUAUAGACCCGUCCCUCUUUCUCAACAGUAUAUUGGGAUCACGGUCAAGAAGCCAUUGCAAAGGUUCCAGUUGAUGAAUGAUUUGUGUUAUGAAAAGGUUAUGGCAGUUGCUGGAAAGCAUCAAGUUCUUAUUUUCGUUCACUCCAGGAAGGAAACAGCAAAAACAGCUCGUGCAAUACGAGAUGCUGCACUUGAGAAUGAUACCCUUGGUAGAUUCUUGAAGGAGGACAUUGUCAGCCGUGAGAUUCUCCGAAGUCACACAGAUAUGGUCAAGAGCAAUGAUCUUAAAGACCUUUUGCCUUAUGGUUUUGCAAUUCAUCACGCUGGGAUGACAAGGGGUGACCGUAAAGUUGUUGAGGAUCUUUUUGGUGAUGGAAAUGUGCAGGUGUGUUCCACUACAACUCUUGCUUGGGGGGUGAAUUUGACUGCUCAUACAGUGAUCAUCAAGGGAACCCAGAUUUACAAUCCAGAGAAAGGGGCAUGGACCGAGCUUAGUCCUCUGGAUAUUAUGCAGAUGCUUGGUCGUGCUGGAAGGCCUCAGUAUGAUUCAUAUGGGGAAGGGAUUAUCAUUACUGGUCAUAGUGAACUUCAACACUAUCUUUCUUUAAUGAAUCAACAGCUCCCUAUUGAAAGUCAGUUUGUGUCCAAACUAGCUGAUCAGCUAAAUGCUGAAAUUGUCCUUGGGACUGUCCAAAAUGCUAAAGAAGCCUGCAAUUGGAUUGGAUACACUUACCUGUACAUUCGUAUGUUACGAAAUCCUUUGCUUUAUGGUUUGUCGCCUGAGGUUCUGAAAGAAGAUAUAACAUUGGGGGAGAGGAGAGCUGAUUUGAUUCAUUCCGCUGCCACCAUCUUGGACAGAAAUAACUUGAUCAAGUACGAUAGGAAAAGUGGAUAUUUCCAGGUUAUGGACUUGGGUCGCAUUGCAAGCUACUACUAUAUAACUCAUGGGACAAUAGCCACAUAUAAUGAGCAUUUGAAGCCAACAAUGGGCGAUAUUGAGCUUUGCUGGCUAUUUUCUCUUAGUGAAGAAUUCAAAUAUGUAACAGUUAGGCAAGAUGAGAAGAUGGAGCUGGCUAAGCUGUUGGACUGUGUUCCCAUUCCCAUACAGGGAAGCCUGGAAGAGCCUAGUGCCAAGAUUAAUGUUUUGCUGCAGGCAUACAUUUCUCAGCUAAAGCUUGAAGGGCUUUCAUUGGUUUCUGACAUGGUGUUCAUAACUCAGAGUGCGGGACGUCUUAUGAGAGCUCUUUUCGAGAUUGUAUUGAAACGGGGUUGGGCACAAUUAGCAGAGAAAGCUUUGAACUUGAUCAAAAUGGUUACCAAACAGAUGUGGAAUGUUCAAACACCUCUCCGCCAGUUCAAUGGAAUCCCAAAUGAAAUUUUAAUGAAGUUGGAGAGGAAAGAUUUUGCAUGGGAAAGGUAUUAUGAUCUCUCAGCUGCGGAGCUUGGGGAGCUCAUUUGUUACUCAAAGAUGGGCAGAACACUUCACACAUUUGUUCACCAAUUCCCAAAACUAAACAUUGCAGCGCAUGUUCAACCAAUUACUCGCACUGUUUUAAGGGUUGAACUUACAAUAACACCAGACUUCCAGUGGGAUGACAGGGUCCAUGGAUAUGUGGAGCCAUUUUGGGUAACUGUGGAGGAUAAUGAUGGUGAAUACAUUAUUCAUCAUGAAUAUUUUAUGCUGAAGAAGCAGUACAUAGAUGAGGACCACACACUGAAUUUUACUCUGCCAAUCUAUGAACCAUUGCCGGCACAGUAUUUUAUACGUGUUGUGUCAGAUAAGUGGCUGGGUUCACUAACUGUUUUACCUGUCUCUUUCAGGCACCUUAUAUUGCCAGAAAAGUAUCUUCCACCAACAGAGCUCUUGGACUUACAACCUCUCCCGGUGACAGCAUUGUGCAAUCCAGCAUAUGAAAAUCUUUAUAAGGAUUUUAAGCAUUUUAACACUGUCCAGACUCAGGUCUUUACUGUUUUGUAUAAUUCAGAUGAUAAUGUCUUAGUUGCUGCGCCAACAGGGAGCGGGAAGACGAUAUGUGCAGAGUUUGCCAUUUUGAGGAAUUGUCAAAAAGCAUCUGAUAGUGUCAUGCGUGCUGUAUAUAUAGCACCCAUUGCAGCUCUUGCCAAAGAACGUUUCCGUGAUUGGGGUGGCCGUCGUCUUGGAAUGCAGGUGGUUGAAUUAACUGGGGAAACAGCCAUGGAUCUGAAACUGCUUGAGAAAGGUCAAAUAAUUAUCAGUACUCCAGAGAAAUGGGAUGCUUUAUCCCGCCGCCGGAAGCAGAGGAAGUAUGUGCAGCAGGUUAGUCUUUUCAUUGUUGAUGAACUCCACCUGAUUGGUCCUGUCUUGGAGGUGAUUGUUUCUCGGAUGAGAUAUAUUUCCAGCCAGGUUGAAAACAAGAUGCGUCUUGUUGCUCUGUCUACUUCUCUUGCAAAUGCCAAGGAUCUUGGCGAAUGGAUAGGGGCUACCUCUCAUGGCCUUUUCAAUUUUCCUCCUGGGGUUCGUCCUGUGCCUCUGGAAAUACAUAUUCAGGGAGUGGAUAUAUCCAAUGUUGAUGCAAGGAUGCAAGCCAUGACGAAACCCACAUAUACUGCAAUUGUCCAACAUGCCAAGAAUGGAAAGCCUGUGGUUGUAUUUGUCCCUUCAAGAAAAUAUGUGCGACUCACUGCUGUGGAUCUGAUGACAUAUUCAAGGAUGGACGGUGAUCAGAAUUCAGCUUUUCUAUUGCGAUCCCAUGAAAACUUUGAGGAAUAUCUUAGUGGUAUCAGUGAAGAGAUGUUGAGAGCUACUUUGCGUCAUGGAGUGGGGUACUUGCAUGAGGGUUUAAACAGUUCUGAUCAAGAAGUUGUUUCAGAGCUAUUCAAAGGUGGAUUCAUUCAGGUUUGUGUUAUUAGUAGUUCGUUCUGUUGGGGAGUGCCAUUGACAGUACAUUUGGUGGUUGUGAUGGGAACACACUAUUAUGAUGGGCAGGAAAAUGCUCAUACGGACUAUCCUGUUGCAGAUCUAUUGCGGAUGAUGGGUCAUGCUGGUCGACCUCUGCUGGAUAAUUCUGGAAAAUGUGUCAUCCUCUGUCAUGCCCCUUGUAAAGAAUACUACAAAAAGUUCUUGUAUGAAGCAUUUCCUGUUGAAAGUCAUUUGCAUCACUUCCUACACGAUAAUUUCAAUGCAGCAGUUGUUGCAGGAGUUAUUGAGAACAAGCAAGAUGCUGUGGAUUAUCUCACUUGGACGUUCAUGUACAGGAGGCUCACUCAAAAUCCAAACUACUACAAUCUCCAGGUUGUAAAUCAGAGGCAUCUCUCUGAUCACCUCUCGGAGCUGGUUGAAAAUACAUUAAGUGAUCUGGAAGCAAGCAAGUGCAUCAUUAUAGAAAAUGACAUGGACUUUUCUCCUUCAAAUCAUGGCAUGAUUGCUUCUUACCAUUGCAUCAGUUAUACUACUAUUGAACAGUUCAGUUCUUCUUUGACUCUGAAGACAAAGAUGAAGGGUCUUCUGGAGAUUCUCGCUUCAGCUUCAGAGUAUGUGCAACUACCUAUACGACCUGGGGAGGAAGAGGUGGUUCGGAGGUUAAUUAAUCACCAGGGAUUUUCAUUUGAGAAUCCAAGAUGCACUGAUCCUCAUGUUAAGGCGAAUGCUCUUCUUCAAGCACACUUCUCGAGGCAAUCAGUGGGUGGGAACCUUGCAUUGGACCAGCGGGAGGUUCUCCUUUCUGCUAGUAGAUUGCUCCAGGCUAUGGUUGAUGUUAUUUCAAGUAAUGGUUGGUUGAGCCUUGCACUCCUUGCAAUGGAAGUGAGUCAAAUGGUGACUCAGGGCAUGUGGGAAUGUGAUUCCAUGCUUCUCCAGCUCUCGCAUUUCACAAAAGAUUUGGCGAAGAAAUGCCAAGAGAAUCCUGGCAAGAGCAUAGAGACAGUGUUUGAUUUGGUUGAUAUGGAGGAUGAUGAGAGGCAUGAGCUCCUGCAGAUGUCUGAUUCACAGUUAACUGAUAUUGCAAGGUUUUGCAAUCGUUUCCCCAACAUAGACAUAACUUAUGAGGUGCAGGAUGGUGAUAAUGUAAGGGCUCGGGAAGACAUUAUAUUGCAAGUCACCCUUGAGCGGGAUGUGGAGGGGAGGACAGAGGUGGGACCUGUUGAUGCUCCCAGAUAUCCUAAAGCCAAAGAUGAACGCUGGUGGCUUGUUGUUGGCGACACCAAGACUAACCAGUUGGUUGCCAUUAAGAGGGUGUCACUCCAAAGGAAGUCAAGGGUCAAGCUUGAUUUUGCUGCUCCUGCAGAUGCUGGCAAGAAAUCAUAUACUCUGUAUUUUAUGUGUGAUUCAUAUUUGGGCUGUGACCAAGAAUACAGUUUCACCGUUGAUGUCAAAAAAGUUGGUGGCCCGGAUGAAGACAGUGGAUGAGAAUGA
This is a messenger RNA of Pistacia vera, 6525 nucleotides long. RefSeq names its product DExH-box ATP-dependent RNA helicase DExH12-like. Gene Ontology annotation, molecular function: ATP binding; nucleic acid binding; ATP hydrolysis activity. NCBI's taxonomy places the organism in Eukaryota, Viridiplantae, Streptophyta, Magnoliopsida, Sapindales, Anacardiaceae. The record is from RefSeq and is a predicted model, not a curated record. Gene Ontology annotation, cellular component: nucleus.